AUGCGAGCCUUUGGUCGCAAGUGCAAGCUCGCAGGUUCGAGCGAAGCCCCGCAGAUGCGACCCAGGCCUGGACUUUGUUUUUCUGCAGAUGCAGACUUUUCUCCGCAUGAGCGAAACCGCAGAAGUGGAACCCUGUCCGCAGAGUGCAAAUUUGUGGUCGAUGAGGUGUGUCCCGAAAAACCUGGAGAUGAUGCUACGUAUAAUGAACAAAAGUCUUACCAAAAAUGGGUUAAGGCUGAUGAGAUGGCGCGAUGUUACAUUCUGGCAUCUAUGUCAAAUGUUCUGCAACAUCAGCAUCAGUCUAUAGAGUCUGCUUAUGACAUUCUGGAAAAUAUCAAAGAAAUAUUUGGAGAUCAGAAUCGUGCGGCUAAGCAGACUACCAAAAAAGCUCUUCUGAAUACCAAAAUAGUUGAAGGUUCAUCUGUUAGGGACCAUGUUCUGAAGAUGAUGAGUCUUCUAAAUGAACUGGAGGUCCUUGGAGCUAACAUUGAUAAGGAUACGCAAGUUGAAAUGAUCUUGCAGACUCUACCUGACAGCUUUCAGCAGUUUCGCCUGAAUUAUAACAUGAACAAAAUGGAUUUGUCACUUGCAAAAUUGUUGAAUGAGCUGCAAUCGACAGAGACUAUUAUCAAGCAACAAGCUCCCCCUGUGGCAUUGAAUUUUGAGGCAUGUUCUUCUUCUAAUCCGAGAGGCGGGCAGAAGAAGAAAAAGGCUAAAAACCGUCUGUUGGUGGUGCAAUUGCUGGUGUGA
Nicotiana tabacum (common tobacco) is the source of this 750-nucleotide messenger RNA. The record is from RefSeq and is a predicted model, not a curated record. NCBI's taxonomy places the organism in Eukaryota, Viridiplantae, Streptophyta, Magnoliopsida, Solanales, Solanaceae.